Molecule: messenger RNA, 729 nt
Organism: Pollicipes pollicipes
Lineage: Eukaryota; Metazoa; Arthropoda; Thecostraca; Pollicipedomorpha; Pollicipedidae
Product: putative tRNA methyltransferase 9B
Exons: 3
Coding region: 28-729 (233 amino acids)
Biological process (GO): tRNA methylation; tRNA wobble uridine modification
Cellular component (GO): cytoplasm; nucleus
Molecular function (GO): tRNA binding; tRNA (5-carboxymethyluridine(34)-5-O)-methyltransferase activity
Source: RefSeq, a predicted model, not a curated record
GUCAGCAGCCAAGUGUCGUCGCUCAUCAUGGGCGAAAACAUCGAGAUCAUCCGGCGGCCUGGCGUGCAGGGCUUUCGCAACGUGCAGAUCGUGCGCCGGGCCGCGCCCAAGUAUCUCACGUUUGAGGUGUUUAACCCGGAGACGGAUGACCUGGACAGCGAGAGCUCGUGCGCCAGUAGCAGCGCCAGCAGCCCCAGCAGCGCUUGCAGCGUCAUCAGCAUGGCCUCCGACUGGCCCUCGGCGCAAGAGAUCCAGGAGCUGGACCGCGAGAUCGAGCAGCAGCAGCGAGACCGCCUCAGCGAGCGGGAGACAGCGAACGGCGCAGCGCCGGCGGCGGCGGGAGCGCUGGCAGAGUCCGGCCCCGGGCCCGCGUCGGCCUCCCACCUGGCGGCGCCCUCCGAGACGGACGACAGCCUGAGCAGCUCUCCGGAGCCGCCGGCGCGGCUCAGUAGUCCGCGCGGCCGCCGCAAGGUGACGAUGGCGCGGCUGGAUGCGCCGCCGCUCGAGCAGGAAGAGGGACCGGGCAGCCGUCAGGCGUCCUCGGAGGAGUCUCUGCCGUCGGACGUGGGCGGCGCGCUCGGCCACCAUCGCUACUACCACGUGUUCCGCGAAGGCGAACUGGACCGGCUGAUCGAGAAGUACGUGGACAACCUGCAUAUUAUCUCGUCGUACUACGAUCACGCCAACUGGUGCGUGGUGGCGGAGAAGGUGCAGGUGUGGACCAUCUAG